ACCGAGGCAGAUUAAGAGAAGGCUAGUUAAUUUCCUACAUGGAGCAGAAUGAGCAAAAGCUUCGAAAGGCUGUGUCGGACGUGUCGAGUGAAAUUGAGAAAUACUAUAGCGAGUUGAAGUUGGAGAGGCAGCAACUUGGUGCGAUCGAAGAGGUGGAACAAGCUGAAUGUCAGUGUUGUGGGUUGAAAGAGGAUUGCACUUCGGUUUAUAUCACAGAGGUUGAAGAGUGUUACUGUGGAAAGUGGGUUUGUGGGCUUUGUUCUGAAGCUGUUAAAGAAAGAGUAGGGCCAUGUCCCACUACAGUAGCCAUGCAAGAUGCUUUGAACUCGCACAGGGAUUUCUGUCAGGAAUAUAACGCUACCAGACUUAACCCUCAACUCUCGUUAACUCAUUCUAUGAGGGAAAUAGCCAAAAGAAGUUUUCAGAAUAGGAAAUCCAAGCUUACUCGCACCACUAGUUAUCCCUGAAAUCAUACAGUUUCUUCGAUCAUGCUUCUGCUAAUUUUUACAUCACACCUACACACUUAAUAAUUCUUUUUCUAAUCAAUUUUAACACUUUAAUAUGUCUCAU
Molecule: messenger RNA, 570 nt
Organism: Vigna umbellata (rice bean)
Lineage: Eukaryota; Viridiplantae; Streptophyta; Magnoliopsida; Fabales; Fabaceae
Source: RefSeq, a predicted model, not a curated record